AUGAGUCUGUUCUUUAAGCGCGGCCUUACGACCAUGUCGUCCCUCAAGAACGCACGCAAGGUAGUCUGCAUUGGCCGCAACUAUGCGGACCAUGUCACUGAGCUGAACAACACAAGGCCCAAGCAGCCUUUCUUCUUCCUCAAGCCCGCCUCCUCAAUUGUCCUCCCCGGCGCCGGCCCAGUCAUCCGCCCCAAGGGAGUCGAUCUGCACUAUGAGGUCGAGCUCGCGCUCAUCAUGGGCAAGCCGGUCAAGGACCUCAAGCCUGAUGAUGAGCAGGGCGCCAUUGACGCCAUUGAGAGCUACGCUCUGGCCAUUGACAUGACCGCGCGAAACAUCCAAAAUGAGGCCAAGAAGAAGGGUCUGCCGUGGGACAUUGCUAAGGGUUUCGAUACUUUCCUCCCCGUCAGCAACAUCAUCCCCAAGUCGGCCAUUCCCGAUCCUCACAACGUUGAGCUGUUCCUGCAGGUCAACGGUGAGUAUCACCAGCAAGACUCAACCGAGCUGCUGCUCUUCAGGAUACCUCGUAUCCUCAGCGACAUCUCCAGGGUCAUGGCACUCGAGGAGGGCGACAUCGUGUUGACCGGCACCCCCAAGGGCGUCGGCCCGGUCGUCCCUGGCGACGUGAUGCGCGCCGGUAUCCGCGUCGACGGCAAGGAGCUGGAGGAGGGCAAGAUUGAGAUCCCCGUGGAAGAGUCAACUGGCGCCUACGUCUACAGCGAAACUUAG
Messenger RNA from Phaeoacremonium minimum UCRPA7, 726 nucleotides. Its product is annotated as putative 2-keto-4-pentenoate hydratase protein. The coding region runs from base 1 to 726 and encodes 241 amino acids. NCBI's taxonomy places the organism in Eukaryota, Fungi, Ascomycota, Sordariomycetes, Togniniales, Togniniaceae. The transcript has 3 exons. Gene Ontology annotation, cellular component: mitochondrion. The record is from RefSeq and is a predicted model, not a curated record. Gene Ontology annotation, molecular function: acetylpyruvate hydrolase activity.